AUGCUCCCUACAGUACUUGUCCUACUGUUCCUGCAGUUGCUCCGUCCCUCUUCAGCCGUUGACUUCCUCUACACCUCCUUCACCGACGCCGGCGGCGGCGGCGGCGCCGGAGCCGCCCGCCCCUCCAACAUAACCCUCACCAACGACGCCCGUAUCGAGCCGCCAGUCGUCCGCCUCACGAACGACUCGAACCAGUUCUCGAUUGGCCGCGCCUUCUACCCCGCCCGGAUCCCCUUCAAACCCUCGCCCGACUCCACCAACGUGACGGCGUCGUUUUCCACCCAGUUCAUCUUCUCGAUCCUGCCCGACAUUGCCACCAGCCCGGGCUUCGGCCUCGCCUUCGUCAUCUCCAACUGGACCUCCCCGCCCAACGCCCUCGCCGGCCAGUACUUCGGCCUCUUCUCGAACGGGACCGCCGCGGGCCCGCUCGUGGCCGUCGAAUUCGAUACUGGCCGGAACCCGGAGUUCAACGACCCGGACGGCAACCACGUCGGCGUAGAUCUCAACAGCGUCGUCUCCGCCAUGAUCCAGACCGCCGGGUACUACAACUCAUCCGGCGACGGGGGCGCCACUUCUACAUUUGUCCCCCUCGACAUGAGAAACGGGCAGAACAUCCACGCCUGGAUCGAGUUCGACGGCCCGGGGAGCGAGAUCAACGUCACCAUCGCUCCUGCAGGCAUGGCCCGGCCCGCCAGGACCAUGCUAUCCUACCGGAUCCCCGACAUCUCCAGCUACUUCGAUCAGGAGAUGUUCGUUGGGUUCUCAGCGUCGAAAACCCAAUGGGUCGAGGCCCAGCGGGUGCUCGCCUGGAGUUUUAGCAACAUCGGGCCAGCGAGGAACCUCAACACCACGGGCCUGCCUGUUUUCCGGCCUGAGAACUCGGGCUCCCCUGGUUUGGCCCAAGGAGCGAUUGCUGGGAUUGUAGUUGGUUGUGUGGCAGGCCUCUCGGUUGCAUCUUGUCUAAUUUACUGGUUUUGGUGGAGAAGAAGAAAACUGAGGGAGGAGGAAGAAGAUGACGAAAUAGAAGAAUGGGAAAUGGAGUAUUGGCCUCAUAGAUUUUCUUACGAGGAGCUCCACACGGCCACAAAUGGUUUUUCGGAAAAUGAGCUUCUCGGGUCAGGCGGGUUCGGAAAAGUCUACAAGGGAACAUUAUCGAAUAACUCCGAAGUUGCAGUCAAAUGCGUCAACCACGACUCGAAACAAGGAUUACGCGAAUUCAUGGCUGAGAUCUCGAGCAUCGGCCGAUUGCAGCACAAGAAUUUAGUCCCGAUGCGCGGCUGGUGUAGAAAAGGGAACGAGCUAAUGCUUGUAUACGACUACAUGCCCAACGGCAGCCUAAACCGGUGGAUUUUCGAGCGGCCCAAGUCCCUCAUGAACUGGGAGGGUCGAAAAAGGGUCUUAACCGACGUGGCCGAGGGUUUGAAUUACCUUCACAACGGGUGGGACCAAGUUGUCGUGCACCGGGACAUUAAAUCGAGCAAUGUGUUGUUAGAUAAUGAUAUGAGGGGUAGAUUGGGAGAUUUCGGGCUCGCAAAACUGUACACUCACGGCGAAACUCCAAACACAACUCGGGUCGUGGGCACGCUCGGUUAUUUGGCGCCUGAGGUGGUGACUUUAGCAUCACCCACCACGGCUAGUGAUGUGUACAGCUUUGGCGUGGUGGUUUUGGAGGUGGCGUGUGGCCGGAGGCCGCUGGAGACGAAGGUGGAGAGGGAGGAUGAGGAGGUGCUUAUCGACUGGGUAAGGGAUAUGUAUUUGGAGGGAAAGUUGGCUGAGGUGGCAGAUAAGAGGAUUAAAGGGGAGUAUGAAGUGGAGGAGAUAGAGGCUGUUUUGAAGCUGGGGCUGAGCUGCUGCCACCCGGAUCCGGCCCGUAGGCCCAACAUGAGGGAUGUGACAGCUGUGUUGUUGGGGGAAAGGGCGGAGAUGGCGCCAAAGGAGAUGCUGUCUGGGUUGACGCCGGUGGGGAGUGGUGAACAGGAGAAAGUGUUCUUGGAGAAAGAGGUGUGA
This is a messenger RNA of Striga asiatica, 2007 nucleotides long. The record is from the annotation of a GenBank genome assembly. Lineage: Eukaryota; Viridiplantae; Streptophyta; Magnoliopsida; Lamiales; Orobanchaceae.